AUGAGGUUCUCCAUCGCCAGUGCCGUCGCCUUCGCUGCCCCGCUGGCCCUCGCCGCUGACUCUCUCAAUUAUACGGGAGCCGCCGCGGGGCAGGUCAUCAAGGACGGCAUCGAGCUGCGCAUCCUGCCCGUCGGCGACUCUGUCACCGUGGGGUAUCUCAGCACCGAUGGGAAUGGCUACAGAUUGAAAUUGCAAGAAAAUCUGUCCGCUAAUGACGUCGUCUUCGCCGGAACUGAAUCCUCUGGCAACAUGACUGAUCCGUACUUUGCUGCUUGGUCUGGAAAAACGAUCCAGUACAUUGCGGAUAACGUCCCUCCAUCCCUGACGCAGCGCCCAAACGUCAUUCUGCUCCACGCCGGCACCAAUGACAUGAACCCGAACCCUGACAUCUCCACCGAAGGCAACGACCCUGCCGCCGCCGCCGCACGGCUCGGAGCCCUGAUCGACCAGAUGCUCGAGGCCUGCCCGGAUGCCACCGUUCUUGUCGCGCAGAUCAUCAACACCUGCGUUGCAGAACAGCGGCCCCAGACCGAGGUCUUCCAGGGACUUAUCCCGGAUAUUGUGGAGCAGCGACAAAAUGCUAGCAAGCACGUUCUUGCUGUUGAUUUCGCGGCGCUCGGCGACGGUAUCCUACGUUCCGACUGCAUACAUCCCUCAGAUGAGGGAUAUCGCACCAUGGGAGACUAUUGGUACGACUUCAUCACGCAGAUCCCCAAGGAUUGGAUCACUCAGCCGGUCGGAGACGACCCUGACAGAUCCGCCGAUGCUGCGUCAGCCAAGAACGUCACAAGCUCUAGCGGCGCCAAUGCCAUUUUCAGGGAGAACUGGAUGCUUAUCUUAAUAGCUCAAGCAUUGUUCACUAUAAACGUAAUAUAUAAUUGA
This is a messenger RNA of Colletotrichum gloeosporioides, 882 nucleotides long. RefSeq lists its product as uncharacterized. The transcript has 3 exons. Lineage: Eukaryota; Fungi; Ascomycota; Sordariomycetes; Glomerellales; Glomerellaceae. The record is from RefSeq and is a predicted model, not a curated record. Bases 1 to 882 code for a protein of 293 amino acids. Gene Ontology annotation, molecular function: phosphatidylcholine lysophospholipase A1 activity.